This is a messenger RNA of Homalodisca vitripennis (glassy-winged sharpshooter), 1766 nucleotides long. RefSeq names its product UPF0605 protein CG18335. Bases 417 to 1709 code for a protein of 430 amino acids. The transcript has 15 exons. The record is from RefSeq and is a predicted model, not a curated record. NCBI's taxonomy places the organism in Eukaryota, Metazoa, Arthropoda, Insecta, Hemiptera, Cicadellidae.
GUGUUACAUAUUGUGAAAAUUGCUAUUAUACUAUAGAAUGUUUUCACUGUGUGUCUCGUGUAUAUUGUUUUUGUGUUGAGUACGAGUAUAAAUGUUUUAGGAUCAAAAGAGGAUAUAUUUCAUAUUGGAGGUGGUAGCACAAUAAAAGGAAUUUGUUUAUUAAAGUUUGUGUGAUUUCAGAAUUGAUUAUGUGAAUAAAAACUAAUUUAGCUAAAUAAGAUCAAUCACUUUAUUAUAGUAUGUAUGUUGCAAACUUUUUAAUUAAAAACUACUCUUAAAUUGUUAGUGCUAUAUGCUAGCAUUUUUUAAUUAAUUAGGGGUGAAUUUGGAAAGCACUGGAACGCUUCAUAAUUUUUGAAGGCAAGAACACAUUGAGUCCUUGCUGCCAAUCCCAACUUGAAAAAGUAAACCCAUGUAUGAAGGAAUAUGAAAAAAAGCAACAACAAGUUGAAGACAGAAAAAUUUGUAUUGGUGAUUAUGAAAAACAUAUGAAUGAACCACAGAUUGAAGACAUUUGUGAUAAAGGACCUAAAGAGCCAUACCAAAUUCCUGGAUAUGCAGGUCAUGUACCAACUUUGCAAUUUCGGUCGGGAGGAACUUAUGGGGAUGACUCUCACAAAGCCCUAAUCUCAAGAAGUGACCAGAAACCGAUUUCAGUCAACAAGAAUGGACAUAUUUGUCCAACUCCUCUACAUGAACCUUAUCGAAUUCCUGGUUAUACAGGUCAUGUACCAGGCUUGAAAAAUAUGGUGGGAGGAACUUAUGGUCAAGACACGCACAAACUUCUUUACUCCAUUGAGUCUUAUCCAAAUAGACAGGUCAACCUCAGUCCAUUCAGAUUGACACGAGUGGUUGAUGCCAGAGGAGAUGGCAAUGACGGGAGAGGAGAGCUUUGGGAUCAAAUAGAUCAAAACCAAAACAGCCACCACCAAUACUCUCAUAAAACUGGUGAGGAAAGACACUCUAGAGCAACACCUAACACUUACGAGAGACCCAAAGAACACUACUAUCAGCCCCAGUAUAAAUACAGAAUAGCAGACACUUACGCCACAACAGCUGAUCUGACGCUUGUGGACCCGUGCGUCAACCAAGAGAGUAAAGUUAUUGUCUCAACUAGAGACCUUGAUGAUACUCAGGUGGUGAGAACACAGAAUACUCUGGAGGAGAAGGUACAAGAUACUCCUUAUAUUAAUCAACCACUCAGACAUCGCCCAAUGGUUCCUGGUUUUGAUGCAUUUAUUGAUGCCUUGAGGGGAGCAAGAGGACAACGAUAUGAAUUCACUCAUCACUCUCCUGAACACAUUCAGUUACAACAACAAAUUAUUCUACAAAAAGGAAGAAUCAGGGAACCUCUGAAGAGAAAUCAGACCACAGGUGGUCAAUACACGCAUCAACCUCAUAGUCAGCAGUCAGUUGAUGAUAUUCCAUAUGGCUAUGGAAAAUAUGGAGAAAACCCAAAGUACACCAAUUCUACGUUAUGUGAUUUUGCAACCAAUUAUCGGCGUAGACAGAGCUCAGAGUGGGCUCCAGCAAACAUUUCACGUCCGGAUCCUCCAGCAUUUGAUGUUCCUGGAGAAAUCUACACCCAGCAUACAGGUCUGCUGCCUGGCUACUCUGCACAUGUGCCUGGAGCACUGUUCAGGUGCGGGAAAACGUUUACAGAUGAUUCAAGGGAUGCUAGAAAAGCUCUCAGAGGCGAUAGAUUCUAACUACUCAUUUAUACUAAUGUCACUACAAUUAUUAAUAAAUAUUUUUAUAUAACUGGA